UUAUCAUCCCUCUUCUGUUACUUCUGUUUCCUUUUUGAAAAUUUCGCUUUCUUUUAUUUCUUCUUCCCGGAAAAUGGCUGCCUCGUCUUCCAGAACAAGAUCAAGCGGACCAGUGCUUCGCUCGCUCUCACCCUCUGGAAGAUUCUGCUCUUACUCCACCUCAAACAUUCCCUUUUCUUCACCAUCAUAUGCUUUCGCUUCUUCUUCAGGCUCCAGUUUCUCAUCUCCCUGUUCCACUUUCUUCACGGAACCCCAACACCAUCACCAUCACACGCAUCAUCGCUCCGCUUCUCCUACGCAGGUCAAUUUGUAUAGCUCUACGCCACCGUCUUCCGCCGUCAAAUUCUCAAUUGAUCGACGCUCCGUCUCUCCCAAUCGAUCCAUCUCCAACCAUGUCAUCGGUAGGAAGAACCAUCCCAUCUCUUUCCAGAAGAAGACCUGUAUGUGCGCGCCAACGUCACAUCCUGGUUCGUUUAGAUGCAGCCUUCAUAGGAAUAUGCCGAAUCAUAACAGCAGCAAUCACGCCUACUCAUACCCCUCCAAUCGGCUGAACAUGCGCAGAUCGGCGAUGAAGAACUCCUUGGUGAGAAUAGGAGGGGUUGAAGGUGAGUGGGUUAAGAGAGCACUGACCGCUUUGAUUCGACCUUCGUCUCAUCAGCUUAGGAGGAGAGCGGCGUUCGAGCCCCGGCCCAGUCGUCUUUCGAUCAUGUCCAAGGCAGAGGAUAUCUGAUAUUCACCUUGACAGGUUUACUCGUGUUUUUCUGCAUUGAGGUACGCCGCCAGAGAUGGAAUUCUGCGAAGCUGUUAAGAUGGCGAGAGAUUUGCAGCGCGUCCCCUCCGGCGAGUUUUGCUUUCGUCGUCUGGAGCAUUGUCGGUUCAAGUCAACGUUCGGGGUCGUUGCCGGAAUCCGUGAAAGGUUCCGUAGUAGAACUUUGAGCCUGGACCCAGAUAGAUCCUUUAUGUACAUACCAUUAGCUAUGGAAGGAGUUUAAUGGACUCUAUAUUUUCCCUAAAUCAUAAUUCGAAUAAAACAUAAGUCGCAUAUCGGUUAACUUGGGAUCAAUUUUUCGACCCCAAUAAUUAAAACUGAAACCUAGAAAGAUUUUUGGUAUGAUAAGAUUAUAAACUUCUUUCGUGAAUGGCGUGAUCCAUCCCGUUAUUUUUUGCAGCAUAGCGGUUCGGUUAUGUUUGCCGUUCUAUCUGGUGGCGCUGUUGCCGGUAUUCCGUGUCGCCAUUGACUCUCCGUCGCGUUCUGGUGCUCUUUAGCUAGAGGGUGCUGCGGCUGGAGAUGGGCUUCGUGUUUGCCACGGGAGAUGGAUUCCAUCUGUUGGUCACCUUGAAGGCGACAUCUUACAACUUAGCUUUAAAAAAAUGUGUAAAGAACGAAAUCAAAUCAAAGAUUAUUAGGGGAUCGAAUUAAUGAUGGAAUCACGGCAAAAUGAAGAAAAGAAGUGUAAUGUAAUGAUUUAAAAUGUAAAUUGGCCCUUCAGGGAAAAGGAAUUCAAACUCGGGAGG
Messenger RNA from Neltuma alba, 1515 nucleotides. RefSeq lists its product as uncharacterized. The coding region runs from base 74 to 730 and encodes 218 amino acids. The record is from RefSeq and is a predicted model, not a curated record. Lineage: Eukaryota; Viridiplantae; Streptophyta; Magnoliopsida; Fabales; Fabaceae. The transcript has 2 exons.